AUGGUGGCCCCGAAGAAUAACCACUAUGCCGAGGAGAGCGCCGAGGUGGAGGUGCUGUACGCCAACCUCGAAAAGCUCAACCGACUCACCAAGAAGAUCCAAGGCUCUAUGGUGCGUCUGGAGACAGGGGGAAAGGUUGUCAAAGAGGCCAUUGGUCCUAUCUACAGCAACACUCAGUCCUUGCAAAUCACCAACAGCAAUAUCGACAAGGUCAACGAUGCCAUCGACCGUCUCCGCCAGCCUCUCGAUGCGAAGAGCCGAGAGGAGGGCAUCAUUCGCGCAGGACCGCAGAGCUCUGGUUUAUCACAGUACCUCUCGGCGAUGAAACGUGUUGAAAAAGCGCUGGUUGACCUCAACACGACGAAUCUGCGGUCCAAUCAGAAAGCGAUAGCAGAUUUCAACUCUCUUCUAAACACUGCGAGCGCAAAACUGCAGGAGAUGCUUCGGACGGAGUUGAAACAGCACAUCACCCCGGUUGAACCUCUACACUAUCUGACCAAAAGCAUCCCAUUUCCAUCCAUCCCAGACGAUACAAUCUCGCGAUUGACACCCCUUUGCUCUGCGGUCGGCUCCGCAUCCGUCCAUGGACCGCAACGCGGUAAAGGAGACAAUCCCGCGCUCAAGGUGUACGCCGAAGUGCGCGGGCCAUAUAUUACCUCGGGCUUGCACAAUCUUUCGCUUGCCUCCCUUAACACGGUGAAGCGCAGAGCUGCCGAUGGCCCUUACAGACAAGGCACCAAUGGGAUUGGAAUUUAUUCCAAGGCGCUAGAGGCCUUCAUAAUCACCGAACAUGGCAUCAUCAUGCAUCUGUUCACCCCGGACCAACAAGGCCUUACAUUACAGGCCACCUUCCUUUCGGCCAUGGCGGAAUACUCGAAGACGCUGCGGGAACUCAAUCAGUACAUCAAGGCGAAUUUGAUGACGGACUGCUUCUUGGCCUUCGAAAUAAUUGAGAUUGUGACGGCCAUGUCAUACCGGAUCGACGCUAAGACAGCCGAGCUGAAGAGUCUCCUGAUAGAAGCUCUGCGACCGGUACGCGAAACCGCCAAGUCAUCGCUCUCCGAGUUGCUCGAGGAAACAAAGCGCAAAGCCAACAGCACGGGGCUUCCUCCAGAUGGAGGGUCAGUCUCGCUUGUGGAUGAAGUGAUGAGUUCCCUCACUACAUUGACCGGCUACUCGGGUCCCUUGGCCUCCAUUUUAACGUCCUUGGGAGAUGGCAACUGGCGCUCCAGGUCGAACACUGGGACAGCGCCGUUGGACGUAGGUCCCGAUAGCAGCACCCUUUUCUCGCAUUUCAUCCUCGACAUGAUCGAGGCUCUCAUGGCUUCCUUAGAGGCACGAGGUCGGAGCUUCCAUCGAUCCAAGGCUGCUUUGGGUGUCUUUUUGUCGAAUGUCUUCUGUAUUGUCGACCGAUCGAUCCGACAGAGUCCAGAACUGGCGCGUUAUCUCGGGGCACCCGACAGCAUUGCAAGAAUCGACACAUUCCGCAAGCGCGCAACCUCGACAUAUCUGGAUGCGUGGAAGGAAACCUCCCAAUUUCUUCUCGACGUGCAAUACACCUCCAGGUCUGGGGCGCGGCCUAGUUCGGGAGGUAUUGUGGAUUCCAGUGCCAUUGUCAAGACUUUGUCGUCAAAGGACCGGGAUGCGAUCAAGGAUAAGUUCAAAUCGUUCAACGCGAGCUUUGAUGAUAUGGUGUCCCGGCACAAAACUCUUCACAUGGAGCGCGAGGUACGCGCCGUGCUGGCCCGGGAACUGCAGGCCGUUCUCGAGCCGCUGUACGCGCGCUUCUACGAUCGGUACCAUGAGAUCGAUAAGGGUCGGGGGAAGUACAUCAAGUAUGACAAGGGCAGCCUUUCAAUACAGUUGGCACAGUUAUAUUAG
Molecule: messenger RNA, 1881 nt
Organism: Penicillium alfredii
Lineage: Eukaryota; Fungi; Ascomycota; Eurotiomycetes; Eurotiales; Aspergillaceae
Product: EXO70 family protein
Exons: 3
Coding region: 1-1881 (626 amino acids)
Biological process (GO): exocytosis
Cellular component (GO): exocyst
Molecular function (GO): phosphatidylinositol-4,5-bisphosphate binding
Source: RefSeq, a predicted model, not a curated record